Coregonus clupeaformis (lake whitefish) is the source of this 1847-nucleotide messenger RNA. Its product is annotated as glycogenin-1-like. The record is from RefSeq and is a predicted model, not a curated record. Lineage: Eukaryota; Metazoa; Chordata; Actinopteri; Salmoniformes; Salmonidae. Bases 423 to 1694 code for a protein of 423 amino acids. The transcript has 9 exons. Gene Ontology annotation, molecular function: glycosyltransferase activity. Gene Ontology annotation, cellular component: cytoplasm.
UUGCUCUUGCUUACUUGCAUCUGAUUUGCUCUUGCUCUAAAAAUGGCAGACGUAUGAGUGUUGUGUAGCUACCAGCUUGAGGUUACACCCCCUGGCUUUAGAUAUAACCUCUCAUAUUACAUUUACUACUAUACGUUUUAUAAAGCCAAUCGAAAUGGCUGUAAAAAAAUAGAUUACUUUGUAUUGAUCAUUCUGGAUCUAUUGUUUGUGGACAGUUACUACUGCUGGACUCGCUGGACUGUGGGACUACAGUAUCAUCAACAUAUUGGAGUUUCAUUUUAGGGGAAACUAGUGCAUUUUCCGCCAAGUCCUCUCUGCCAGUGGUGCGGGACCUGAUCUAUCAACUUGACACUUUUAUUACCAUCUAUCACUUUUACCUCUGCCUCAAGUUGUUAUUCAUUUAGAGGAGUCGCUGUCACACCAUGCCAGCGAAUCAGGCCUUUGUCACCCUGGCUACCACAGACAGCUACUGCAUUGGGGCUCUGGUGGUAGGACAGUGUUUACGACGACACAAGACCACACGCCAGACUGUUGUGAUGGUCUCCACUAAUGUCUCUAACCAGGCGCGUGCUGACCUGGGCCAUGUGUUUGACCAGGUCCUGGUAGUGGACGUGCUGGACAGUGGAGACCAAGCACAUCUAUCCUGGCUGGGACGACCAGAACUGGGGGUCACUUUCACCAAGCUCCACUGUUGGACCCUCACCCAAUACAGCAAAUGUGUUUUCCUGGAUGCAGACACACUCGUGCUGUGUAAUGUGGAUGAGCUGUUUGAACGUGAGGAGCUGUCUGCGGCCCCUGACCCUGGCUGGCCGGACUGUUUUAACUCAGGGGUGUUUGUGUUCAGGCCCUCUCUGGACACCUACGGCAGGCUGUUGGAGCAUGCACGACAACACGGAAGCUUCGACGGUGGGGACCAGGGCCUCUUAAACACAUUUUUCAGUGACUGGGCUGUUAGAGAUAUCAGUAAACACCUUCCUUUUGUGUACAACCUCAGUGCCAUCGCAGUCUACACCUAUCUACCUGCUUAUCAAGAAUAUGGUCACAAUGCUAAGAUUGUCCACUUCCUGGGUUCAGUCAAGCCAUGGAAUCAACGUUCUAACUCACAGACCAAUCAGCACACCAACAGCCCCCUGGAAGAGUUUGUUUACCAGUGGUGGACGGAGUACUCCUACUUACUUCUCCUUACAAAGACAAUGUCCCAUCAAGAACCUGCUGUGCCAAUCCAACAUGCUGGGCCAAAGCAACAUAGCCAGGGGAGAGAAGAAGAGAAGCCAAAGGGGAGAGAAGAAGAGAAGCCAAAGGGGAGAGAAGCUACAGUGUCGUUGAUAGAGGACCUCACAGAAUCAUUACUCAGAGAAGUCACUCUGCUCACAGAGGAGAGGAAGAAGAGGCCCGAUUCACCCACACAGCCAGGAGAAAUGCGUACCCAACAUCAGGAUGUAUCUACGGGGGAGGAGGGAGGAGCUGGAGACAGAAAAGCCAAUCAGGACCCACCUGGACCCAGUGAGGAGGGGUCAGAGGUCACUGAAACAGCCUCCAACACCAUGGAGGAUCCUGCCACUGAACCUACUGCUGCAGAGACAGAGGAGGAUGAUCUGGAGCAGCGUAGGCUAUGGGAGGAUGGCCAGGCUGACUACCUGGGCAAAGACGCUUUCGACAACAUCCAGAAAAAACUGGACCGAUUUUUAGAUUAGUAGCUUGUUUUGUGUUUUGGCAAGAUACUGUAGCAAUAGUACUGUAUACUCAUGUUCAUGUUUAUGUGUGUUAUGUCUGUAGUGUAGGCCACCACUCUAAUAGGGUUUUCUGUGUCCUUUUGCUGUAAAACAAAAAUAAAUAUAUAAACUUGA